AACGCAAAAUCAAUUAGUCUUCAAUCUCAUAAGGAAAAUAAAACGCGCGCGUUCGUGUCCGAGUGAAUUAUGGAUUCUUUAAUAUUACAAGAAUUGCCGAGAAUCGUGGACGACGGUGCUUUCGGAAAAANAAGAAUACGAACACAGUUAGCCAGGACCAAUACAUGUCUGUGGUGUCAUUUGGUACUCUCCUUACAUCGGACGGAUCGAAAUAUAGCGUUUUGAUAAAAUGUAAAACCAAUGAUAAAUUUCUACGCGAGAAACUCAAAAUCGAUACACAAUUUCACAACGAAAUAAUCAUGUACGAAAAAAUCGUUCCGUUCUUAUUAACCUGUCGUAGUUCAAUGGUCAGCGGAUUGUGUGGUCCGUCAAUACCACGGUUUUUUUACGGUCGGAAUAGUUUCGAUGCGACUGUCGAAAACGAUUUAAUAAUAUUGGAAAAUGUAAAUCCUUCGGGAUUCCGCUUGAGCGAAGAACGCCUGUUUCUAGACUAUGAACACCUGGUUAUCGCAUUACAGGCGUUGGCAGUGUAAGUGUAUAGGGUGUUAUUUUAAGUUUUUUAUCAAUGUGAUAUUCUGUCUUUUAUAAUAUCAUGGGUUACCGAUUAUAUAUAUUUAUGUCAAAAACGCGUACUUGUACCGGCAAUAUCAUUGUCCUCGAUAUUUAUAUUUUGGAGCAUCUGACUGUAUUUUUGGAAUUAAAUAAAUUAAUAACGUUCGAAAUUAUUGGCCACCCAAUGUUGGAAUUUGAUAUCGUGUUCAAACAUCUUGUACUCGAAAGUUGCGAGUGUUACGAAUUGCACGAGUGUUAGAAUGUUUACGGUGUUCAUUGAAAUCGUUGAGUUCUAUAUUGACAUAUCGGGAAAGUCAAGGCCACAUAUUACUAAUGAAAAAAUUACAAUUUUUUUGUUUGUUUGUACAAAGCUAUCUCGUAUGUAUGAUUGAGCAAUAAAAUGUGUACGGUUGGUCUAGACAUAAUUUGUUUUCUUUGCCUGUCUAGCGCGUAAAUUAGAAACGCAGACAAUCAACGACUAUUGUACAACACAUUAUCCAUUUUUCUAAAGAAGUAUAGAAGUAUAUUACUUACAUAUAUUUUUUUCGAAAGAUUUCUUUUUAAUAUAUUCUCUUAUGUGGAAUUUAUGAAUGGUUAAAUAUUGUUAACACUAUCGCAUUAUGUACGCACCAUAUUCAGCGGCAUAGUCAGGAUUUCUCAAUGCAAGAAUGUAGCAAAAAAAAAAAAAAACCUAAACACAAAACGAUAACGAUUAAAACAUUAAAAGUUCCAGCUAACGAGUGGAGAAGAGUCAUGGUUCCGGAUUACAAUGCAAUUUGAUAGGGAAUAACCUGUAAUAAAAAUGCUCAUAGGGAAUUGUGUUUGAAAUUUAAAACGUUCAAAUACCAAUAGUCCCUGCGCUUUUUUAACGUCUCGAUGCAAAUAUAAAAUAGGAAAAAUUCGAUAAAAUCACGGUGUGCAUGUUAUAAAAUACAAUUUCGACAUGUAUUGUUAUAGAUAUUUAUUAUUCCGUGCAGGUUCCACGGACUGUCGUACAUAGCCAAACACGUGGAUCCCGUCGGGUUUCGGGAAGUCAUAGCGGACGUUCGUGACACGCAAUGGGACUCGGACGGACGUUGGUUGGUUGACGGUAAUACGCUCGAAACGUUCGGUAAACCAGGUGUGGACCGACUGUUGGAACGGGACCGCGGUGGCGAUGGUAACGUGCACCGUGACAGCGAGUCUUUGCGGCGGUUCAACGAGCUCAUCGCGGACGGCGACGACUCGCUCCGGCGCGCUCUCGAGCCCCGCGAACCACUUUCCGUACUGUGCCACGGCGACUUCAACCGGAACAACAUGCUGUUCCGGUACGACGACCGCAGCGGGCGUCCCACGGACGUGCUGCUGUUCGAUUUGGGCACGCCCCGUUACGGGUCACCGGCGUUGGAUCUGGCUUUCGUGUUGUACAUGAACACGUCGCAGCAGCUUCGAGAGCGCCGGUGGGACGAACUGUUGGACGUCUACUGCGCGGCGUUGGCCGCUGCCGUGCCGACGGGCGUGCGCGUGCCUACCCGGGCCGAAUUGGACGGCGAAAUGGUCGCUUCCGCGCUGUUCGGUGUCGCGCACGUGUCGUUUUUCAUGCCUUACCAAGUAAAGAAAAUCGCCGGGGCCGGCCCGAGCAAAUGCGACGGCGACGCGGGAACCGAGUACUUAGCCGACGUGGUGCAACAUUUUAUCGGCGCGGGAUAUGCGAAGUAAAACGACAUUUGUUGUUUGAAACAGUUUUUCGAAAAAGAAAAAAAAAAAAUGAAAAAAAUAAAAGACGUAUUUUGACAUUUUGGUCACGUGAGCUUCACGCGUUCAAUUAGUUUUAGCGUUGUUGAUUUUCGAUUGUACUAUUUUAGCGGCUCGUGGAUUUGUUAUGCACACGAUACAUUAUGUAUUACCUGUACCGCGUACUAUUGCCGUUACCGUGUCGUAUUAUUGAAUAAACCGCGCGAAUUACAAUACGUUAAAAUGUUACUUUUUAAUUAUUGCCCGGCACACGGACAUUUUGUCGGACCCCGCGAAUAUCGGUUAUGUACAUAUCAAUAAAGUUGAAUGUAUAAUAAAGUGAAAG
Molecule: messenger RNA, 2611 nt
Organism: Cinara cedri
Lineage: Eukaryota; Metazoa; Arthropoda; Insecta; Hemiptera; Aphididae
Source: the annotation of a GenBank genome assembly